UGGGCUCCUAAGCUUAGCUAUUACAGACAAAUAAAUGAGAAGAUGGAAUAACUGAACAGCCAUAUUGGGGAAUUAUAGUGUCCUUUCUAGACCAAUAGGAGAACUAUUGAACUGUUGGGAAUGAGCCAAUGGGACCAUGAGCAAGACACAAAUCAUAGAGCAGAGGUUUUCUGGGUUCUCUUGUAAGAUUUUCCGCAAAGGGAGGUAGGAGGUUAAUUUGUGCGUACCAUCCCAGUUUUCAUCCUUCCUGCCUUUGAGAUCAGUACUUCCAGCUCAAGGUAGUUCCUCUUCUAGGCUCUGUCAAUCUUACACUUAUUCCGUUCUUUGUAUCCUUAUCCCCGCCCCCAAGUCCGCUCCUACCCAAUCUGGAAUCUCGACUCUGCCCCUGGGCUCCAGACCAAAUCCGUUUCGGAGCUGGGCGAAGCAUUUGUGGCACCACCAAUCGCUCGUCUUGGUCCCGCCCCUUUAGACCCUGCUCCUCUUACCACCAAUCUGCGCCUUUGUCCCGCCCCCUACCUGCCGAGUCCUCCAAUCCCGGCCUUGGGGAAGCGUUCCCUAGUAUCCCGCAGCGUUAGCGGGUCGCGCCGGAGGGGGGUGGAGGCGGAAGUGGCGGCGCCGGCCCCGGGAGUAGGAAGGAGCCGGGGCUGCACCCCGAGCAGAGCGGCUGCCAGCCGAGGAGCAGGCGCGGCCGUGUCGCCAUUUUGCGGCCCUAAGCGGCCGCCACCGAGUCAUGGCUGAGACCUACGACUUCCUCUUCAAAUUCCUGGUGAUUGGCAGUGCAGGAACAGGCAAAUCAUGUCUCCUUCAUCAGUUCAUUGAGAAUAAAUUCAAACAGGACUCCAACCACACAAUUGGCGUGGAGUUUGGAUCUCGGGUGGUCAACGUGGGUGGGAAGACCGUGAAGCUACAGAUUUGGGACACAGCUGGCCAGGAGCGGUUUCGGUCGGUGACACGGAGUUAUUACCGAGGGGCAGCCGGAGCCCUGCUGGUAUAUGACAUCACCAGCCGGGAGACUUACAACUCGCUGGCUGCCUGGCUGACGGAUGCGCGCACACUGGCCAGCCCCAACAUCGUGGUCAUUCUCUGUGGCAACAAGAAGGACCUGGAUCCGGAGCGUGAGGUCACUUUCCUGGAGGCCUCCCGCUUUGCCCAGGAGAACGAGCUAAUGUUCCUGGAAACAAGUGCUCUCACGGGUGAGAAUGUGGAGGAGGCAUUCCUGAAGUGUGCCCGCACCAUUCUGAACAAGAUUGACUCAGGUGAGCUGGACCCGGAGAGGAUGGGCUCCGGCAUUCAGUACGGUGAUGCCUCCCUUCGCCAGUUGCGGCAGCCUCGGAGUGCCCAGGCCGUGGCCCCUCAGCCCUGUGGCUGCUGAGACCUGCAGAGUCAGCUCACCUGCUCUCCAGGACCAGCCCUGUCCUUCCGUCUGGGGCCCAGACCCAGGCCCUGGGAGGCCGAGCCCCUCACCUGCCCUGGCCCCAGAGAAGCUGCCCUGCCACCGGCCUCCCUUCCCUGGCCUGGUGGGGCCUGGCUGAGGGGCAAGACUGAGCCAUGGGGGAAGGGGGAAUCUCUCCGAACCUGCUGCUGCUUCCUCUGUCUUGGCUAACCCCUGUUUCCCCUGAACCCCUAACUCCUCUUUGAACAUACUCAGAGAGUUCACAAAGCCUGAGACCAGGGCCAUUUGGCCUCAGCAUCCCUGGCCCUGCCAUUGCGAGUACGUGUUAUUUAUUACCUGGAGGCCUGUCCUGUCCCAACACCCCUCCCCCCCAUAAAGCAUUGUUUACACCUG
This is a messenger RNA of Cervus elaphus (red deer), 1786 nucleotides long. RefSeq names its product RAB4B, member RAS oncogene family (gene RAB4B). Lineage: Eukaryota; Metazoa; Chordata; Mammalia; Artiodactyla; Cervidae. The record is from RefSeq and is a predicted model, not a curated record. The transcript is spliced from 8 exons. Bases 731 to 1372 code for a protein of 213 amino acids. Gene Ontology annotation, cellular component: endosome. Gene Ontology annotation, molecular function: GTPase activity; GTP binding. Gene Ontology annotation, biological process: Rab protein signal transduction; regulation of endocytosis.